CGGUCCCAGUUCACCGCCACGGAGGUCAUUUAUGUCGUCCUCUCAGUAGCCCGCUGGGCUUGCGAUAGACGCCGCGGUUCCGUGUAACGGCGAGACGGCGGAGGAUCUCAGCGAGCUCUAGUGAUGAGUGGCCAGUGUCUCUCGCGGCACGGCUAAGGAGAGGGACUUGCUGUGCGUCCGGUCACCGCCAGCCCUCUGCAGUCCCCGAGGCCCGUCCUGGGGCAGCUCCUUCCUGAGGAAGUGCGGCGCAGACGCGCCGAGUACCAGGUGAGCCGCGAUCGCCGGGAACCGAACUGUCAGGCUGCAGCGGAGCGACCCGGGGCUGGGUACUGGGAAGUAGCGGGCCACGGCCUCGGCUUCGACAGCUUAUCGCAGGAGUGUCCAGGACAUUGUCUUCUAGAAGUGAUGCCCACAGAAAGCGGAAGUUGUUCAGCUGCUCGCCAGGCAAAACAGAAACGCAAAUCACAUAGCCUUUCUAUAAGAAGAACUAACAGCUCAGAACAGGAAAGGACGGGACUACCAAGAGAAAUGUUAGAAGGACAAGAUUCUAAACUGCCUUCCUCAGUUCGUAGUACGCUGUUGGAACUGUUUGGUCAAAUAGAAAGAGAAUUUGAGAACCUUUAUAUUGAAAACUUAGAAUUACGUAGAGAAAUUGAUACUCUUAAUGAACGUUUGGCUGCUGAAGGACAAGGAAUUGAUGGAGCAGAGCUGAGUAAGGGCCAACUCAAAACAAAAGCCAGUCAUAGUACCAGUCAGCUUUCUCAGAAAUUAAAGACCACUUACAAAGCUUCUACUAGCAAGAUUGUUUCCAGCUUUAAGACUACAACAUCCAGGGCUGUCUGCCAGCUCGUGAAGGAGUAUAUUGGUCACAGGGAUGGAAUCUGGGAUGUGAGUGUUGCAAGGACACAGCCAGUGGUGCUGGGAACUGCAUCUGCUGAUCACACGGCUUUGCUGUGGAGUAUAGAAACAGGAAGGUGCCUUGUCAAAUACUCAGGUCAUGUUGGGUCAGUAAAUUCUAUAAAAUUUCAUCCCUCGGAGCAGUUGGCUCUCACUGCUUCUGGAGAUCAGACUGCUCAUAUUUGGAGAUAUAUGGUGCAGCUGCCAGUACCCCAGCCCAUUGCGGAUACUAGUCAACAAAUAUCUGGAGAAGAUGAAGUCGAGUUUUCUGAUAAAGAUGAACCUGAUGUAGAUGGAGAUGUUUCCAGUGAUUGCCCUACCAUCCGAGUUCCCCUGACAUCUCUAAAAAGCCACCAGGGAGUGGUCAUAGCAGCUGAUUGGCUGGUUGGAGGGAAGCAGGCAGUGACAGCCUCCUGGGACAGAACAGCGAAUCUAUACGACGUGGAAACAUCUGAACUUGUACAUUCACUGACUGGACAUGAUCAGGAAUUAACACACUGUUGUACACAUCCCAACCAGCGACUUGUGGUAACAUCAUCUCGAGACACAACGUUCCGUCUUUGGGAUUUCAGGGAUCCUUCAAUCCAUUCUGUGAAUGUUUUUCAGGGCCACACAGACACUGUGACCUCCGCUGUCUUUACUGUGGGAGAUAAUGUUGUUUCAGGCAGUGAUGACCGCACUGUAAAAGUCUGGGACUUAAAAAAUAUGAGAUCUCCAAUAGCAACUAUUCGUACAGACUCUGCCAUUAACAGGAUUAAUGUAUGUGUUGGCCAAAAAAUCAUUGCCCUUCCACAUGACAACCGACAAGUUAGAUUAUUUGAUAUGUCAGGAGUGCGACUAGCAAGGCUUCCUCGAAGCAAUAGACAGGGCCAUAGAAGAAUGGUAUGCUGCUCAGCUUGGAGUGAAGACCACCCCAUAUGCAAUCUGUUUACUUGUGGAUUUGAUAGGCAAGCCAUUGGCUGGAACAUAAACAUCCCUGCAUUGUUACAAGAAAAGUAAUGGAGCAGAUACUCCUUUGUUUCAUUGUUUGCCUCGGGCCUUUAGCUGGUGCAGACUUUUCUGCAUAAUAAUCUGCCAUUUUUGUGAGAGUUUGACCCUGAAAAGAGUGCUUUAUAUCUUCUUUUUACAUUGUACUCAGUUUGCAUGAAAUGUACAGAAGAAUGUGUGAUCAUAUUUUUUCCUUAUUUUUGUCAUGUGUAUGACCUUUUCUAUAUUGUCAUCCUCUGGUCAGUAGAAAUGAAGUUCACUUCCCAUGUAGCACUUCAAAUGCUCAUGAGUUAUUCAGCAUUUGAGAGAUGAACAGCAGGGCAUUAUGUUUGUGUGAAUCAGGUGUGAAACCUGUAUACUUAUUGUGAGGGAUAUAGUAGUCUGUUGUGUUUUCUGGAAUAAUUAUACAGACCUACUUUGUAUUGAAAAGAUUGCAGAGCUAAAUUUGAGUUGGAUAAUGAAUGGCAGUGAUGAUGAAAUAUUUCAUGUUUACCUUCUGUAUGAAGUUUUAGCAUGUGCCAUUGUGUAAUUCAACUUCAAUUCUGAUUUCUAUUACAGUUCUGUAAAAUAACCUGGAUUUUAGAAGUUUAAAAGAAAAACAUAGAAUGUUGAGUUUCCAACAUUUGGAGAGUUUGUUUUGAAAAGAAAAAGUUUUCUGCUGUUUUUAUAAAAAAUCAUUUCGAUCUCCUGUGGUCUUAUAUUAGCAAAUUCUAAAAUAUAAUGAUUCUAAUCACUGAAAUAUAUUGCAGCAAAAUCUAAAGCACUUUAGUUUAUAGCUAUGGUUAUAAAUAGCUUAGAGAAGUUUCAAAUAACUAUCCAUUGAAUGUGACUCGACCUUUGUAAGAAGGACCUGCUACCUGAAAACAAAAUCUUAUUUAUUUUCUACACCUUUGGUUUGCAUAUUUCUAAAUGGGUUCACUUUCUUGGUGGUAUUUGAGAGCCAACAAUGCAAAUAAAUGAGUACUACCUCAAAAAUAAAUGUAUUUGGAAAGCUUUGGAGUUUUACUGUUGCCUAGUUAAAGCACUUUUGAUUUAUAGCUGGAAUAUUGAAUUCAGUUUGGAAGGCAAGAAAGACAAUCACACCAAAUGUAUCCUGAAGGUAAAAGGUUCAUCAGUUAGGCUGAUAAGGUCAUAACCACAAGUAAGUCGUAGAUCACAAGAUAGUCUUGUUUUUAGUAGCUGGGACACCUGUCAGUGCCAAUCCCACUACUGUGCAAGCGAGCCUGUUACUCUUGCCUUCUUAGAAGCUACUGUUCAUCUGAUGUUUGUCGGUUAAUGUUUCUUAUUGAUUUACAGUUUUGAUAAAGAGACAUCUCAAUACACUGCCCCUCAUAUUCUUAACACUUAAAUAUAUUCAUAUGGAGACUGAUCACUUGAAGAGGCACAAGAAGGUAAUGUUUAAAGCUAUCAUGAAUGCUCUCCCCCUCCACUUCUCAUGUCUGUGGUGACACAGGAGGGUACAGGAGCUGGUAAUUGGUGGAAGCCAUUUGGUAACAAGUUGUAUUAAAUAGAACUUUCAGACUGUCCUUCAGUGGAGCUUAGCAAAAGUAAAAAACUGCCGCGUUUAUUGGCACAUUUUACUUAGGUCAUGUAGUAGCUAAUCAUAGGAAUUCAGAAGCUAAAGCAUUCAAAUAAUUCUGUACUGAUUUGCACAGGCCUAGAAGGGAAGAAGGGACCCAAAAUAACCAAUGUAGAGUUGAGGUUGCUAGCUAUGGGGUGAGCAACACAUGUUUUAGAGUAAUUUUAUUAUUAAAGCUGAAAAUUUUGCUGUAUUUCUAAAGUCUGACAUUUUAUGGUCACCCAACCACACAGUUUUUGAGAACUGAAAUCACACUUGCCACUAAGAUGGAUUAGAAUUUUAGUUUCAGUCACUGCUAUCCUAAGUGUGUUUUGCUUGAUGGAGUACUGUACUGUCAUCAAGAUACUGGCUGUGGCCUCUUUUUAUCUUAUAAUGAAAUAUUCCCAUGUCCCAUCUCACUCCACUGCUACCCAAUGGAAUGAGUGUAAGAUGACUUCUGAAUGAGAAACUGCAGAAACCAUGUUCUCAAGUUUGUUGUUUGAUCAUAUUUGAAAAGUUCCGAUAUCUUAGAAUCAUUGUUAGGAACAUUGAAAAAAGUGUAUACAAGUAACAAAAUCAAACUUAAAAACCAAAUUAUCUGCCAGAUUUUAAAAUUUUUGAAGCCUUUAAAAUUAUAUAUAUAUAUAUAUGUAUAUAUAUAUAUAUAUAUAUUCAUGAUGGCCAUUUAGUUCUAUGCAGACUACCCUUCACUGCCAGUGGCUGCUCCCCUUACUGUCACCAACUAGAGGGACCAACCUCUGACACCAGAAAUGAGCUCUUCACUCAUUUUCACUGCGGGUGGACAAACCCUAAUGGUGCUAGAGCAGAGUUCUCAGGAGCAGGACAGUAUUUACUCUUGUUAAUCAUUGUGUCAUUGUCUAGCUUGAUUUUACUCAAUUGCUACUUGUGGCCAUGUAUGGUAUUUUCAGCAAGUCAUAAAGGAGAUUGGGAAUAGUGAUUUUGUGUGUGUGUGUGUGGGUGUGUGGCUAAUUACGUCAUGUUAUCAGUCACAUGAUAUCAUUUGAAAUAGUGUUUUGAAACAGGAAUAGUUUUGUCCUAUAUGCUGUCUCGUCCAGACUCUUUUAAUAAUGGAAGGAAAAUAUGUGGUAGUUGAAAAAUGUGUAUGGAUAUAGAAUUUCAUUUGAGAUACGUUGUUGGACAAAGCAACAUUCUUUUUCUCAACCAUUGCACAUCAAUUUUUGUACAGUCUAAAUUCUGUAUAUAUUUUGGAAUCUGAAGAAUCCUUUGUAAAUCAUUUGUUGCUUAAAUCUGUGAAAAGUAAAUUUCUUUGGGAGAAAAAGUAUGCAUUUGUACGUCUUAUGUGGAGUCAGUUGUUUUUAUUGUAUUGAUGUAAUUGUUUUUUAAGUGUUCAUUGUCUUCAUUGCAAUAUGAAAUUCAUUAAAACAUCCAUGUUCCAUAAUUAUUCUUAAGAAAGUUUUAUGUUAUUGGAAGACUUUUCUCUUUUAUUGUUUUUUACUUUUUCAUGUUUUGCUUUGGUGAGACAUUAUUAAUGACUACAUAAAUGUCACAGUGACAUAGAAAUUGGAGAAAUUAAUUAUAAUAUUGCCCGUUUAAAGAAUUUUAAUUAUGGAAUAAAAAAUUGUUUCCUAUCCAGCUGUAUGCUAAAAUUAAAUAUUAGCAUAAUUAUGCUUCUUCCUCUGCUACCAUCCUCCCCCCAAAAUUUCUGAAGGGGUUAACAAUUAGGCAUAAUACAGGCUUUUGGUAAAAUUCCUCUGUGGAUCAAAAAACUCUGGUACUAAUUAUUACAAUUAAGCUUGUUUGAAAGUAAAAAAAAAAGUACAUUUAUAGAAAGCAGGCAUCAUCUGUGGGAGAAUGCAAGUCAAGAUUGAUAGUGACUAUUUGAACAUCAUUAUAUUCUUAUCUAACUGAAGCAUUAUGGUUACAGAAGCCUCAGGAGAUGUUAAAAUACUACUGGAUGUUUUCUUGCUUGUCAGUGGCUCAUUUUUCAGACCAGUAAAGCUCCCCGAAUGGCAUAGGCAUUUGUAGUACAUGCGGUCCCCAAAGGGUGGAGAUUUCUCCACUGAUUAUUUAACUUCCUUAUCUUACUCUUCAAAUAAAAAAAGUGUGUGAUUAUUGCCUAAAUUUUCUAAUUACACCUUUAAUUACAUUUAAAAGUUCACAUGCUAUUAGUAUGAAGAAUCAAGACUUGCAUCACUAAUUUUGUCAGAAUGCCUCUAAGACACCUGUCUCACUAUCCAUAAUUUAAAAGUUAAAAAAAAAUUUCAAAAAAUUGACAGCCCCCCAAUUGUUAUGUGCAACAUAUAAAUGCGGUCCAUAUGAUAAUGGGAAGAAGCUAAAAUUGCACUAAUAAAGUUAUUUUGUAACUUUAAAAAUUUUAUUAAAAUAGUUUUUGUUAAACAUCUUUUGGUCAGAAUGAAAAUGGACUAAACAGAUUUUUGGAGUUAUAAGAGCUGUUUGAGAUAGACAUACAGUUUCUUAGGAGCUUGUGGAUUGAGAUAGAGAAUGAGGGAAUGACUAGGUAAUUUGGUCAAGGGGACUUCUCUAAGGAGGUGAUGUUUCAACUGACAUCUGUACGUUGAUAAGGUGUCAUGGGAAGGAGGGGAGACACGGAGGGAGGAGAACACUCCCAGGCAGGGAGACCACCACAUGCAAGAACCUUGAUAUGGGAGGGAUUGGUACUGAAAUAAGAGUGUGAUCAGAGUGCAGUUCAGGGGAUGAGAGCUCAAGGGGAGGUUGGGGUGAUAGCCGGGUACCAUAGCAUAGAGGCCUCGGAGGAGAAUAUGGGUUUUAUUCUCUCUGUAUUGCAGAGCCACCAGAGUGAUUUCAGCAGGAGAGUCACUUCAAGGCCACUCUGGCUUCCUUGUGGGGAGGAACUGGAGAGAGUCAAGAGUAGAAGUGGGGAGACCAGGUAGUAAUCCACCUGAAAGGUGGCGAUUGCCAGGACCGUGUUGGCAGUGAGGAUGGACGUUUAGAGGAUGAAUUUGAGGUAUGUUUUCAAAGUAGAAUAGGUAGUUCUUGCUGGAAGGAAGGGUUCUUUAUUUCACAAUUCAACAUGCAUUUAUGAAAAAUGCUGUUACCACUAAAUAUGCAGCUUUGACUGUACAGGCAUUCCUUAGUAUCCCCAAAGGAUAUUUUGAGCACCGACAACCUAAAAUGUAUAGGGAUUUUUUCCUUUAAAAAUAUUAAUAAAAGAAUGUGUUAGGAAAUUUCAAUCACAAUCUAGAGACUUUAAAAAGAGAACAUACAUGCCUUUGAACUAAUUCUGACUCAUGGCAACUGCAUGUGUGUCAGAGUACUGUGCUCCAUAGGGUUUUCAAUGGCUGAUUUUUUCAGAAGUAGUUUGUCAGGCCUUUCUUCUGAAGUGCCCCAGUGUGGACUCCAACCUCCAACCUUUGGGCUUUACCACCAAAAUUUACCUUAUUUAAAUGUAUAUACUUAUACACUGAUAGGCAAUUUUGUCACCAUGACUCUGCCAACACUAUCACACUACUAUAGGAGCUUGCAUCUGGCCCUCAUCUGCAUGGUUACUGCAAGAGUUCUCAUUGUAUCCCAUUGCCAUUGAAGGAGACUGCAACAUUUUUCUCCUGCAGAGCGGUUGAUGGGUUGAAUGCUGACAUCUUGGUUAGCAGCUGAGCGCUUAACCACUGCGCCAUCAGGGCUUUUC
Loxodonta africana (African savanna elephant) is the source of this 7088-nucleotide messenger RNA. RefSeq names its product WD repeat domain 37 (gene WDR37). The record is from RefSeq and is a predicted model, not a curated record. Lineage: Eukaryota; Metazoa; Chordata; Mammalia; Proboscidea; Elephantidae. Gene Ontology annotation, molecular function: protein binding. Bases 406 to 1896 code for a protein of 496 amino acids. The transcript has 15 exons.